GCCAGGGGUUCCGGACCUGGGAAAGCCUCCGCGGAAACCUGUCCGCCUCUAUGCAGCAACUCUACAAAUGCAAAUCUCUCCGACAGAGGACAGUUUUGCAGGAAUGGUUUUCUCUGGCAGGCAAUCUGGCCAUGUUGGCAGACCUGAAGAAGUUUUACUGACUUUCAAGAUAUUUCUUGUUAUUAUUUGUCUUCAUGUUGUUCCGGUUACAUCCCUGGAAGAUAAUGCUGAUAAUUCCAGUUUGUCCUCACCAUCUGCCGAACCAUCUCUUGGUUUUGUCCCCUACUCCAAUCCAGACGUUGAAACGACAAGCCUCAAUGAUGCUACUUCAAGCGUAUUAUCUACUUUAAACAAAACAGAAAAAACUAAAAUCACUAUAGUAAAAACCUUCAAUGCAUCAGGGGUCAAGGCCCAGAGAAAUAUCUGCAAUUUGUCAUCUAUUUGCAAUGACUCAGUAUUUUUUAGAGGUGAGAUAAUGUUUCGAUAUGACGGAGAAAGCAACGUUACUCUGAAUCAAGAGAUAACGAAUGGCAACUUAACUGGAGUCCUGUCCCUGAGUGAACUGAAACGAUCAGAGCUCAACAAAACUCUGCAAACUCUCAGUGAGACUUAUUUUAUAGUGUGUGCUAUAGCAGAGACCCAAAGCACAUUAAAUUGUACUUUCACAAUAAAACUGAAUAAGACAACAAAUGUAUGUGCUGUCAUACUUGCUUUGAAAAGUGUAAAGAUUCGACCCCUGGAACACUGCUGCUGUUCUGUCAGGACACCCUGCCCUUCCUCCCCAGAGGACUUGGCAAAACUGCAAUGCGAUCUGCAGGAUCCCGUUGUCUGUCUUGCUGAUCAUCAACACGGCCUGCCAUUUUCUCCUUCCAGAGAAUCCAUCCCAGUUGUGCCUCCAGCCACUGUUCUUUCCCAGGUUUCCAGUGCCAUCUCUUCCGCUGAGCCCCUAGAUCACAAGGCUCCUUCUCCAACAAAGGAGAGUCACCCCCCUCCUCCUCAGCCUUCAGCUCCCGUAGCUUCCAGCACUGCCAUUGAUGUGCCCCCCCAAUUUGGAACUAUCUCUUCCCCCACACCCCAAACCGAUCCUUCAAGUAUUCUACCGCCUGCGAAAGCCUCACUUUCCUCUCUCACCACGAAGGCCUCCGUGAAUGUCAGUGUCAGUGUCACCACCAGCACGCCUCCUGGCACGAAAGAAAUUGUCAACACCAGCAGUUUUUCUGAUCUUGAGAACCAAGUGUCCCAGAUGGAGAAGUCUUUGGCCUUAGGGAGCUUGGAGCCUCACCUUGCUGGAGAAAUGAUAAACCAAGUCAGCAAACUCCUUCGUUCCCCGCCUGCCACACUCGCUCCUGUGGCUCAAAGAUUGCUAAAAGUAGUGGAUGACAUUGGCUUACAGCUGUAUUUUUCAAACCAGACCAUAAGUCUAACCUCCCCUUCUUUGGCUCUGGCCGUGAUCAAAGUGAAUGCCAGUAAUUUUGACACAACUACCUUUGCGGCUCAAGAUGCUGAAAAUCUUCAGGUUUCUCUGGAAACUCAAGCUCCUGAGAAUAGUAUUGGUGUUAUUACUCUUCCCUCCUCACUGAUGAGUAACUUACCAGCUAAUGAUGUGGAAUUAGCUUCCAGGGUUCAGUUCAACUUUUUUGAAACACCUGCCCUGUUUCAGGACCCUUCCCUGGAAAACCUCUCUCUGAUCAGCUAUGUCAUAUCAUCAAGUGUUGGGAACUUGACCAUCAAGAAUUUGACAAGAAAUGUGACAGUCACAUUGAAGCACAUCAACACGAGCCAGGAUGGUGACUUAACAGUGAGGUGUGCAUUUUGGGACUUGGACAGAAACAGUGGCAGAGGAGGCUGGUCAUCUGAUGGAUGCUCUGUCAAAGAUAGGAGGCCGAAUGAAACCAUCUGUACCUGCAGCCACCUUACGAGUUUUGGCGUUCUGUUGGACCUAUCUCGGACAUCCUUACUGCCUGCUCAAAUGAUGGCUCUGACGUUUAUAACAUAUAUUGGUUGUGGACUUUCAUCAAUUUUUCUGUCAGUUACUGUGGUAACCUACAUAGCCUUUGAGAAGAUCCGGAGGGAUUACCCUUCCAAAAUCCUCAUCCAGCUGUGUGCUGCUCUGCUCCUGCUAAAUCUGGUCUUCCUCCUGGACUCAUGGAUAGCGCUGUAUAAGACUCGAGGCCUCUGCAUCUCAGUAGCUGUAUUUCUUCAUUAUUUUCUCUUGGUCUCAUUCACCUGGAUGGGCCUGGAAGCAUUCCACAUGUACCUGGCCCUUGUCAAAGUGUUUAAUACUUACAUCCGAAAAUACAUCCUUAAAUUCUGCAUUGUGGGUUGGGGGGUACCAGCUGUGGUUGUGACGAUCAUCCUGACCAUAUCUCCAGAUAACUAUGGGCUUGGAUCCUAUGGGAAAUUCCCCAGUGGCUCACCAGAUGACUUUUGCUGGAUCAACAGCAACGCCGUGUUCUACAUUACAGUUGUGGGCUAUUUCUGCGUGAUAUUUUUGUUGAAUGUCAGCAUGUUUAUCGUCGUCCUGGUUCAGCUCUGUCGAAUUAAAAAGAAGAAGCAAUUAGGAGCCCAGCGGAAAACCAGUAUUCAAGACCUCAGGAGUAUUGCUGGCCUUACAUUUUUACUGGGAAUAACCUGGGGCUUUGCCUUCUUUGCCUGGGGACCAGUUAAUGUCACCUUCAUGUAUCUCUUUGCCAUCUUUAACACCUUACAAGGAUUUUUCAUAUUCAUCUUUUACUGUGUAGCAAAAGAGAAUGUCAGGAAGCAAUGGAGGCGGUAUCUUUGCUGUGGGAAGUUACGGCUGGCUGAAAAUUCUGACUGGAGUAAAACUGCUACUAAUGGUUUAAAGAAGCAGACUGUAAACCAAGGAGUGUCCAGCUCUUCAAAUUCCUUACAGUCAAACAGUAACUCCACUAACUCCGCCACACUGCUAGUGAAUAAUGAUUGCUCAGUACACGCAAGCGGGAAUGGAAAUGCUUCUACAGAGAGGAAUGGGGUUUCUUUCAGUGUUCAGAAUGGAGAUGUGUGCCUUCACGAUUUCACAGGAAAACAGCACGUGUUUAAUGAGAAAGACGAUUCCUGCAAUGGAAAAAGCCGUAUGGCUUUCAGAAGGACUUCAAAGCGCGGAAGUUUACACUUUAUUGAGCAAAUGUGAUUUCCUUUUUCUAAAACCAAAGCACGAUGCUUGACAGUGUGAAACGUCUGCUUUUCCCUUUUACACAAUGUGAGAUGUAUGAAAAUCAACUUCUUUUAUACUCUGCAACCUCUCGAGGAGCAUAAGCCAAUGGAGGGCAGUGAUUCUAUUAAAAGAGUAAACCAAGACAGUGUACCAUGAUUUCUAGACCCCUGUGAUUGGUUUUCUUAUCCUUCAUUUCAAUAGAAGGUUGAUUUUAAGCAACAUGCUAAGAGUAAGACUCCUGUCUUUAGAAAAAAAAUAGUUCAUUUUCAGUCACAUUCCAAAGAGGCUAAGUUACCUUUGAUAACGUCUUAUGAAGCGACUUGACUUCAGCCUGCUGUCAGUGUAGUUGUGCACGCCUUCCUUGGAUAUAAGCUAACUCUCGUCACCUACAUGUCAACAGUCUUCUACAUUUUUGUAUUUAUUUUCUACUGUGUAAAUUUAUUGCUUUGUAGAAUCGUGGUUGUGUUGUUUUUGUCUAACGUGGCAAUUCAGAAAAUCCUUGCUAGUUCAGUGACUUCUAAAGCUCCUUUAGAGAUUAUAUGGGCUGGGAAAUACUGAAACCUCACUGAAAUCAAGAAAUGAUGAUACCAGCCAGACUGGGAAAACAUAAGCAGAGGGUGCCACAUUUAGCUCAUACAGUGCCUUUGAGCAGGUUAGAAUAAGAUGCCCUCUCUGGGCAGACACAGCCCCUGGUAUCAUGGUUUGACCAACAGAGCAGGGGCCAUAUUUUAGCCCCACUCACCCUCCUGGGUGCGUUCUUAUGCAGGGUAAGACCUGUACAGCCAUACGUGGCAUCCAAUACUCAUCCCCAUCUCCUGAUCUCAUCCCCAAGGACCAGAUUAUGGAAUCAGCACCAAAAUGGCCACAGAGAGGGGAUGGAACUGUAAUCUAGACCAUAUGUCAGGAAAAUUGUGAACAUACUUAAGAUGUACACACUGCCACUUCUCAGAUCUAAGAGCCUUUCAGAAGAGAGGAGUAGACUAGGAUUACUUUUUAAAAGAGUUAUAUAUAAGGAAGAAAAUCAUGGCCGUUCUUAAAAAAAAAAAAGGCAACUCCCUGGUAGGUACAUUGUUUAUUGUUACGACUGGUACAGUGUGGCCCAGCCAGAGCUAUAAUUAUUUUUUUAAAUGUGUCAAGUCUUGAAGAGUGUCAAGUCUUGGGUCAAGAGGGAGCAGCUUUUGGGAACAGUGAAGUGUCCUGCAGUUUCCAUAUAUAUUAAACCUUGAUUGUUCCUAGUAAUGUAGGGUCUGUCUUGCUUCCCACUUACGCCUGCUUGAGCACGGCCUCUAAUAU
Nycticebus coucang (slow loris) is the source of this 4468-nucleotide messenger RNA. RefSeq names its product adhesion G protein-coupled receptor G2 (gene ADGRG2). The transcript has 29 exons. Gene Ontology annotation, biological process: cell surface receptor signaling pathway; adenylate cyclase-activating G protein-coupled receptor signaling pathway. Lineage: Eukaryota; Metazoa; Chordata; Mammalia; Primates; Lorisidae. Bases 68 to 3151 code for a protein of 1027 amino acids. The record is from RefSeq and is a predicted model, not a curated record. Gene Ontology annotation, molecular function: G protein-coupled receptor activity. Gene Ontology annotation, cellular component: membrane.